UCUUAUUUGUAUUUUAUUGUGGACUUGAAUAAUAAGAAGCUGAGUUUUGGAGUGGCUGGUUAUGAUUUGAUGUUGAUGUUGAUAAGAGUAGACAUGAGAGAGAUUGGGGUAUAAAAAGAAAUUCCACCAAAUUUGCAGUUGCAGAUGCAACAACAAGCACUACAGAGUUUGCUUGAUUCACAAUUCAGGCAGGUAGGCAGGCAGGUCUUUUGUCUCCAUCCAUCCAUACUGCAUGCCUAUUCCCUUGGCGUCCAAGCAAGCAUCAAACGUGAGUGAUACCUUCAACUCUUUCUCUUAAUUUAUAAGUUGAUAUCCAUUCCCAGACAAUAGGCAAUUCCAUGCACGAAGAAGAUCAAGCAUGAGGACUAAAGCUCAUCAACCCGGCCUCAACUUGAAGCUCCUCAUUGUAGCGGUCUUGGUUGCCAUUACCCUCCUAUUUGUGCUAAUUAGAUCAUCAAACACGAAAGGAGUGAAGCAGCAAGAGGCAUUAUUAGUAAAGAGUGAUGGGAGUUGCAACAAGAUGAAGAUACCGGGAUCGGUGUCGGAAGCACUGAUCCACUACUCAACAUCAAGCAUAACCCCACAGCAAACGGUGAAAGAGAUAUCAGUGACAGCAAGAGUUCUGGAGAAGAAGUCGCCGUGCAAUUUCCUGGUGUUCGGGUUGGGGCACGACAGCCUGAUGUGGAAUGCGCUGAAUCACGGGGGAAGGACGAUAUUCCUGGAAGAAGACGAGUCAUGGAUUCAGCAAAUGAGGAGAAGAUUUCCAAUGCUGGAGGCGUACCAAGUGAAUUAUGAGAGCAAGGUGAAUGAGGCUGAGAGCAUGAUGGAGGUUGGGAGAGGAGGAGAAUGCAGGGCAGUGGGAGAUCCGAGGUACUCCAUAUGCCCACUUGCCUUGAAAGGGUUGCCGAGUGUAGUGUAUGAGACGAAAUGGGAUUUGAUAAUGGUGGAUGCACCCACUGGCUAUUACGAGAAUGCCCCUGGGAGGAUGACAGCCAUAUACACUGCUGGGAUGAUGGCCAGGAACAGAGAGAGCGGAGAGACGGAGGUGUUUGUGCAUGAUGUCAACAGAGUCGUCGAAGACCAAUUCUCCAGGGCCUUCCUUUGUCAAAAGUACAUGAAGAAACAGGAAGGCAGGCUAAGACACUUCACAAUUCCUAGUUACAGGGACCACCACCAGGACAUGCCCUUUUGCCCUCCAUAGCUACCUCUCUUCUUCUUCUUCUUCUUCUUCAUGCAAUCAAAUAAAAUUCUCCUUUCCUUUCCUUUAUGUUCCAAUCCUUCAAUAUGAUAUUCAUUUUCAUUCA
This is a messenger RNA of Glycine soja, 1304 nucleotides long. Its product is annotated as glucuronoxylan 4-O-methyltransferase 1. The transcript has a single exon. Bases 359 to 1201 code for a protein of 280 amino acids. Gene Ontology annotation, biological process: xylan biosynthetic process. Lineage: Eukaryota; Viridiplantae; Streptophyta; Magnoliopsida; Fabales; Fabaceae. The record is from RefSeq and is a predicted model, not a curated record.